Botrytis deweyae is the source of this 696-nucleotide messenger RNA. RefSeq lists its product as uncharacterized. The transcript is spliced from 2 exons. The coding region runs from base 1 to 696 and encodes 231 amino acids. Gene Ontology annotation, molecular function: acyltransferase activity, transferring groups other than amino-acyl groups. NCBI's taxonomy places the organism in Eukaryota, Fungi, Ascomycota, Leotiomycetes, Helotiales, Sclerotiniaceae. The record is from RefSeq and is a predicted model, not a curated record.
AUGACUCUUCAGCUUCAACCCAUAGAUUCUGAGGUUGAUUUUCCUGCGCUUACACGGUGCAUGUUUGAAUCCUAUGAACGCCCUGUGCAAAAAUUCUUUCAUCUUUGGUUUCCCAUCCAAGGAACAGGUGACAAUGCCCGCGAAGAUGCAAUUAAUGAAGCAGCAAGUCGGCUAAAGCUAUGGCACACGCACGAUCCAUCGAGUUACUGGCAAAAAGUCGUUGAUACCGAAAAUGGUAGAAUUUCAGGAGGGGCUCUCUGGAAAAUCUACAAUGAAAACCCAUUUGAAAACCCACCCACUUCUACUGUGACUUGGUUUCCGAACGAUAGCUCCCGCGAGUAUGCCGAGCAGGCACUGCAAACACAUUCUAGACCUCGGUAUAAAGUUGCGCAGAAACCACAUAUUUAUCUUCAUAUCGUCUUUACCCAUCCAGACUACCGACGCAAAGGAGUUGGCCAACAGUUUAUGAACUGGGGUAUGAAAAAAGCGGAUGAGUUAGGGUAUGAGUUUCUUCUAGAUGCAACACCGUACGGACGACCUCUAUAUGAUGCGAAUGGUUUUGUCUAUGUCGAAGAGAACAUCAAUCAUCCACAGACCAAUACUCCGGAUGAAAAAUGGAAAGAGAUGGACGAGAAAGUAGGCCCUUUUACUUUCUGGCUCAUGAGGAGGCUUCCUGAUGAUAGAAAUGAGGUAUAA